AUGCCGACCCUGGACGAGGGCGGCCUGGCGGUCCGGCAGCUGGGAGGCGACCGCAACCGCGGGCUCCAGAUCCCUGGUGCCACACCGGACCGCCAGCAGCGUGCCAGCGAGGUCCGGCUCCCGCCGGAAAAGGAAAAGAGAAGGCGCCGGUGCCGGAGCACCGGCGCGAGGGCAAUGCCCCAAUCUUCAGAGGCACCUAUCGGGGGACCCGGCCCCCAGCCAGCACCGGAAUCUUCGGCGUCGGCUCCAGCAGGGCCCCCACCUGAGACAGCUCCAGAAGGCCCCGGACCUAGGGGUCCGGAGCCAGAGGCCACCACACCACCACGACCCGAAGCCACCCCCCAGGAGGAGGCCGCCAGGCCCGCUGCGGCGACCGAGGCACCAGCAGCCGAGCCGGGCGCCGAGGCCGGGCCCUCUCCAGCUGAGCCAGCAGCAGAGGGGACCGCUGCCACGGCAGAGGCUGCAGCGUCGGAGGCAGCGGAGGCGGCGAAGACAGCGGCACCGGAGGCCGCUGAGCUGCAGGAGGCUCGCGACCGGGAGGCGGCAGCGUUCCAACGGGAGAAGGCGGCGACGCGGCGGGAAGCGGAAGCCCUUGAGCGGCGGAUCGCGGCGGAGGAGAAGAUUCUGGCGGCAACCGAGAAGGAGCAGGCCAACCAGGCCAAGAAGGCGGCGGCAGUGGUCGAGGCGCAAGAGGCCUCCCUCGUAGAGCUAGCGGCAACCCGCGAAGCAGAGGUGGUGGCCCGGUUCCAAGAAUUCCAGAAGCGGAAAGAGGCUAUGGAGGAGGAGCUGGCAGUCGGGACACGGAGGCUCCAGGAGCGGGAAGCGGCCCUCCGGGAGAGGGAGGCCAAGGUGGAGAAGCUCCUGGCGAAGCAGAGCGCCAGCAUCGAUCGGAUCACAAGAUGGGUCGGCGCGGCGAACCCUCUGCUAGAAGCACUCGGAGCCAACCCCAUCCGGGUGUCGGAGGUUUCUUCACCACUUGGCGCCGCCCUCCAGGUCCUGGACUCCACCGCCGAGCGGCUGCGGGACGUGGAGGCCAGCAUCCAGGACCUCCUGGAGACGGAGGGGCGUGUAGUUGCCCGGGGGAUGGCGGAGUACAUCCUUACCACCUUCCGAAGCCACGACCCCGCCAUCCAGCUGACUCCAGUCCUAGUCGGGCCUCUCCGGGCAACGGCAGCCGCUGCGCGGGAAGGAGUCCAGGAGGCAGCGGACAUGGUCGCGGCACGCGCCCGACGUCGCCCGGAACCUGCACAGAGCGGGGGUGCCUCCGGGACACCAGAUCAAUAG
Molecule: messenger RNA, 1284 nt
Organism: Panicum hallii
Lineage: Eukaryota; Viridiplantae; Streptophyta; Magnoliopsida; Poales; Poaceae
Product: translation initiation factor IF-2-like
Exons: 3
Coding region: 1-1284 (427 amino acids)
Source: RefSeq, a predicted model, not a curated record